Messenger RNA from Acanthamoeba castellanii str. Neff, 3111 nucleotides. RefSeq names its product DEAD/DEAH box helicase domain containing protein. Gene Ontology annotation, molecular function: ATP binding; RNA helicase activity; nucleic acid binding. The transcript has 19 exons. The coding region runs from base 1 to 3111 and encodes 1036 amino acids. The record is from RefSeq and is a predicted model, not a curated record. Gene Ontology annotation, biological process: ribosome biogenesis. NCBI's taxonomy places the organism in Eukaryota, Discosea, Longamoebia, Acanthamoebidae. Gene Ontology annotation, cellular component: nucleus.
AUGCCGCACUCCUCUGGACGUGUGCGGGAGCUGCUUUGGGAGUGCGAUGCGUUCCCCGUGUACAUGCGACUGCUGCAAGAUGGAUCGUGGUAUGUCGACGUCCUCCAGUGCCUCCUCAAGUGGCGGCGCCUCGACUCCGCGAGGAUGGAUGCCGAGAUGGAGAAGAGUGCCGAGUACCUCGUCGACGUUUUCUCCUUCUGCGGUAAGCCCGGCUUCCAGAAGGCCCUCGAACCCCUCCUCGACAUCGUCCAGGAAUCCGUGCCGGUGAACGUGGCGAUGAGAGAGGGCGGGGUGAUCCCCAAGAUCCUGGUGGGCCUCACGAAGGAGGAGAAGAACCCGCACGCGCAGUGCACGCUCCUCAAAAUUUUGCUGGCCCUCCUGGAGGCCACCCCGAAGGACGCCGUCGACGAGAUCGUCCACCAACAUCAGCUGGUGCCCGUGAUCCGCCAGAUCCACGCCACCACCACCAAACUCCUUGUAAAGAACAUCGCCCAGCGGCUCCUGGCCAUGAAGGCCUUCCAGGAAAACGCCGGCCAUUCGUGCCAACACAACCUCGGCAAAAUGGCGGACGAUGACAUGGUAUUGAAUAUUGUGGAUGAGGUGGAUGACUCGGUCAUAAGGAAACGCAAGAGACAGCGGAACUUGAAGCCCUCCCUCCAAAAGCUGGAGGCGCUGCUCAAUGGACGCGACCCCAAGCGCCUCAAGAUCGCGCCCCACCCGCGUGCUGCUCGCAUGGAGCGCGCCGCCGCCCGCUCGUCCGAGCGUGCUGCCUCUGCCACCUCCACCGACCUCCUGCCGCAACUCCUGCUCCCUCUACCAGCUCCAGCACCUCCGACUACACACCUUCGGCUCAGCAGAGGGGAGGCCGCGGUGGCGCUCGCGGUGGUGCCGCCGCAGCCCGGGGCGGGUCUCGAGGGGAGGCCGACCGAGCGCGGCCGCUCCCCGCGAGGAGGUCACCACAGCCCCGCCCGCUCCCUCUUCCACAGCUGCUUCGUCUGCUUCGUCUGCGUCUCCCUCGACACGCUCGGCCGCACCGGCUGCUGCCAGGCCUGCGUCGACUUCGGUUGCGAGAAGAAGAAGCGGCUGCCGCGGCGCGAGCGGUUCGUGAACUACGAGUUCAAGGAGAGCGACAUCUUCUCCGCGGACUCCUUCGCCGAGAUGGGUCUCGUCGACCGGCUCGUUACGCACAUGAAGGAGAAGAUGAACCUCGACAAGCCCACCCACAUCCAAAGGGCCGCUGUGCCGCACCUGCUGGCGGGCAAGGACGUGCUGAUCAAGGCAGAGACGGGAAGCGGCAAGACGCUGGCAUACCUGUUGCCCAUUGUGCACAUGCUCCAGGCCCUUCCCAACAAGGUGCAACGCACCGACGGAGCCUACGCAAUUGUGGUGGCGCCCACGCGUGAGCUUUCGCUGCAGAUCUACGACGUGCUGCACAAGCUGGUGCAGUCCUAUCCGUGGAUCGUGCCGGGCCUGGUGAUGGGCGGCGAGAAGAAGAAGUCCGAGAAGGCCCGCCUACGCAAGGGGGUGACGAUCGUUGUGGCGACUCCCGGCCGCCUGUUGGACCAUUUGCAGAACACGGCGGCGUUCAAGGUGGACAACCUGAAGUACCUGGUGAUGGACGAGGCCGACCGACUGCUGGACAUGGGCUUCGAGCGCGACGUGACGCAGAUCGUCAAGACGCUCGACGAGAAGGUGCGCGAGAAGGCCGAGCUCGCCGCCCUCGCCGCCGAAGCCACCGCCCCGGAGGGCAGCAAGCCCAAGCCCAAAAAGGCCGCCGCCGACAAGGCCGAGGAGGCCGCCAAGCCGCGCCGGCAGACGGCCCUCAUCUCGGCCACCCUCAACUCGGAGAUCAAGCGGCUCAUGGGCACCGUCAUGCGAAGCGAGCCCGUCUACGUAUCCGUCACCAAGGUCCGCGAGCAAGCGGCCGCCGCCCAGCCUUCCACUGCGCCGUCGAAGACGUCGGACGUCAAUGCGGCGAGCGCCCCCAGCAGCGCGCCGGUGGUGGCCACGGCCACCAAGGACAAGGAGGAGGUGAGCAUCGACCAGAAGGACGACGCGAUCUCCACGCCCCGCGGCCUCGACCAGAGCUACGCCGUCGUGCCCUGCAAGAAGCGGCUCGUCACCCUCGCCGCCUUCCUCCAGUGGCAGGCCAAGACCAAGAAGGACUGUAAGCUGAUCGUGUUCACGUCGAGCAUUGCGUCGGUGGAGUUCUACUACACGCUCUUCGGCCGCACGCUGCUCCCGGACUACGCCAAGGGCGGCAAGAACGGCCCGCAACAUCCCCAGGCGGGCGACGACGACGACGACGACAACAAGCAGUCGCCAGAUUACCGCACGAGGUCUCAGCCGCUGUUGUCGAUUCCAUUGUUCAAGCUCCACGGCGACCUGCCCCAGGUCGACCGAACCAAGGUCUACUUUGCCUUCUGCAAGGCCGAAAGGGGCAUUCUCUUCUGCACCGACGUCGUCGCGCGCGGUCUCGAUCUGCCGGCGGUGAACUGGAUCGUGCAGUACGAUCCGCCGGCCGAAUCCACCGAAUACAUCCACCGCGUGGGCCGAACGGCUCGGCUGGGCCAUUCUGGGCGGGCUCUCAUUUUCCUUCUGCCCACGGAGGAGCCCUACGCGGAUCACCUGCAAACGCAGUACCAGUUGGCGCUGCACAAGGUGUCCACGGCCUCGAUAUUGAAGACGCUGCCGGCUCCGCCCACCAAGACCGACGAUUUUGAGGGCGCCACUCUGCUCCAGACCCACUUCGAGUGGAUGCUCAAGCACGACAGGGAGGGCGAUCUCCACGGCCUGGCCGCGAGUGCAUACGGGUCGUUCGUGCGAGCCUAUGCCACGCACAGCGCCGCGACCAAGCACAUCUUCCACAUCAAGAACCUCCACUUGGGCCACGUCGCCAAGAGCUUUGCCCUGGCCGAGCCGCCUUCCAAGCUGUACGGCAAGAAGGGCAAGAAGGCAUUGAAGGACGCGUCCAAGGUGGCUGGCGACAAGCGAAAGGACUCAAGGAAGGGCAAGGGCAAGGACGAAGAGAGUGGCGAGAAGCGGCCCAAGCGCACGACCGUGCCCUCAAAGCGCAAGCUGCUCCAAAUGUCCGAAUUCGCUGCCUUCUAG